AUGGCGGUCAUCGGCAUCGGCCCAAGUGAGGGGCGCGACCUCAUUGACCUUGGAUUUGCCACCCCUGACGUCCCUUCACCGGAUCAAUUCUCGCAAAAUCCCCAUCCGAAGCUUUCAGAAACCUCUGGAAAGCUUCGGGGUCUGGUAAAAGGGCCGUUUGGCAUCAGCGACGACUCCGAGAGCGAGGAGGAGGGCUUGAUGAAGGAUCGAUUCGGCGGCGGCGAAGGCGAGGAGCAGAUGCAGGAGCCAAACGAUGCAAAUCAGGAUCAGCUCGAACGGCAUAAAAUCCAAUUCGCGCUAUCCGCUCUGGAUGAUUUUGAGGAAAUUUACUGA
Molecule: messenger RNA, 333 nt
Organism: Phytomonas sp. Hart1
Lineage: Eukaryota; Euglenozoa; Kinetoplastea; Trypanosomatida; Trypanosomatidae
Source: the annotation of a GenBank genome assembly